This is a messenger RNA of Marchantia polymorpha subsp. ruderalis, 1959 nucleotides long. NCBI's taxonomy places the organism in Eukaryota, Viridiplantae, Streptophyta, Marchantiopsida, Marchantiales, Marchantiaceae. The record is from the annotation of a GenBank genome assembly.
CCAGAGCGGAUGGGCGCCUCUGCUCCAAGAAACAUCGACGAUCUGCGCCUUCCCUCUGGGCCUUUCGAUAGAACCAGAGCGAGGAGAACGACGAGCAGACGAGGGAAGCGAGGAAUUGAAGAUUGCAUUCGAGGAGCAUUUGGUGGCAAUCUGUCGCGGAUUUUUUCUUUCGUAGGGGACGAUGUCGGCCUCGACGAUGGCUGUCGUCGGUUCAGCCGCAACCGCCUCUCUCGUGUCCAGCGGCAGGAGCAAGACGCAGCCUCUGGCGUCCGCUGCCUCGUCUUCUUAUGGAGGCUCUGCAGCCUCGUUGAAGAAGGGAAUGACGGCUGCCGCAAAGAGGUCAAAAAAUGGUGGUGUUCGAUGCACUUACACUCCCGAGAAGAUCGACUUGUUGGCUGAGACGGCUGUGAAAACGGUGAAGGAUUUCCAGAGGCCCGACAGCUUCGGGAGGUUUGGAAUCUUUGGUGGGAAGUAUGUGCCUGAAACUCUGAUGCAGGCUCUGACGGAAUUGGAGGUCGCUUACCGCGACGUUGUGCCCACGGAGGAGUUCCAGAAAGAGCUGAAAGGACACCUCAAGGACUAUGUUGGUAGAGAGACACCACUUUACUUCGCAGAGCGCUUGACCGAGCAUUACAGGAGGGCUAAUGGCGAAGGCCCCCACAUUUACCUCAAAAGGGAAGACUUGAACCACACAGGAGCUCACAAAAUUAACAAUGCAGUCGGACAAGCUUUGAUGGCCAAGAGAAUUGGAAAGAAGAGAAUUAUUGCUGAGACCGGGGCGGGUCAGCACGGUGUUGCCACUGCGACUGUUUGCGCACGCUUCGGUUUGGAUUGUAUCAUCUACAUGGGAGCAGCUGACAUGGAGAGACAAGCCCUCAAUGUUUUCAGGAUGCGGCUUUUGGGAGCCGAGGUGCGUCCUGUGCACUCGGGCACAGCCACACUAAAGGAUGCUACUUCUGAAGCCAUCAGAGAUUGGGUGACGAAUGUGGAGACUACUCAUUACAUUCUUGGAUCAGUUGCUGGUCCUCAUCCUUACCCAAUGUUGGUACGCGAUUUUCACGCUAUCAUUGGAGAGGAGACGAGGCGACAAGCUAUGGAGAAGUGGGGAGGAAAGCCUGAUGUUCUCGUAGCGUGUGUGGGAGGAGGUUCGAAUGCCAUGGGUCUAUUCCACGAGUUCGUGGAUGACGAGGAUGUUCGACUUAUAGGUGUGGAGGCCGCCGGUCAUGGAGUGAACACGUCUCAACACGCUGCUACCUUGACGAUGGGAGAUGUUGGAGUUCUACAUGGUGCUAUGAGUUAUCUCUUGCAGGACAAGUUUGGCCAGAUCAUUGAGCCACACUCUAUCAGUGCAGGAUUGGAUUAUCCCGGAGUUGGGCCAGAGCAUAGUUUUUUGAAAGACGUGGGUCGGGCUGAGUACUACAGCAUUACAGAUGCAGAAGCCCUGGAUGCAUUCCAGUUGCUGUCGAAGCUUGAGGGUAUUAUUCCAGCCUUGGAAACGUCCCACGCUUUGGGUUAUUUGGAGAAACUUUGCCCGACAUUAGCGGACGGAACAAAGGUUGUACUUAACUGCAGUGGUCGUGGUGAUAAGGACGUGAACACCGCCAUUAAGUUGCUGGGAAUGUGAAUUCGUAUAGAUGGGGGAUAGUCACGGACAGUUCCAUCGACAAUUUUUUUGAGAGUUGCUCUAAAUUAGUUGCAAUGUCUGCGAGAUCAAUUGUGUAAGGAUCGAAGUCUUGCUGUAAAUACGGAGAGUUCCAACACUAGGGCAAGUUCUGUUGGGAAACUGGAGUUAACAUUUUGAAACAGGAGGUUUAGAGGUUAUGAGAUUAUCAUUGUUAUACACGUGACAAAUGAUAAGGAAAAACUAUCUGCGUACACGUUCACGCUGUCUAAAGCGUGCCUUUCAUUUGUAUUUAUGUUCUGAGGUGUAAUCAAAGAAGGAAGUUUGAUUCUUAUGCC